AACAUCUUAGGCCGCUGCUGCUGCUGCUGUCUCUCCGGCUGCCGAGUAUAGAGGGUCCAUCAUUAGUGAAAGCGCUUUCGGGCUUCAUCGUCGACAAGCACGACGUCGAUGGUACCGACGGAACAAAUGUGCUGGUGAGCCCUCGAGCGUCGGGCCUUCGAUUGCAGCCAUAGCAGCUAGUGCUCUGAGGCCGAUGAGAAAAUGUCUCACGCCUGAGCCCGAUGAGUGAAUCGAAACGGAGUCCCCAAAGUAGUGGAAGUGCCAGCGGUGGGGCGUCAGGAACAAACGGAACAGAUAGGGACGGCGCUGGUUCGACCAGUAGUUCGAGCAGGGAAUCUUCAUCGAAGGAAAGUAGAUCCGAGGCCAGCAGUCAUCGAGAAAAUCAUCAUCAGAGCGCUCAUUCCUCCGGGAAAGGCUCGAAAAGGAUCAGAGAGAGAGAACGAAUUCCUGACAAAGAAGAAAGCCGCAGAGAGCGCGAACAGAACCGAAAGAUGUUCACCGAGGAAUUUUGGGACUGCUCUAUUUGCACGUUCAGGAACAAGGCCGAAGCAUUCAUAUGUGGAGUCUGUGAUGCACGCAAAGGAACGUCGACCCGCAAACCCCGAAUCAACCCCGCGCAACUUGUUGUGGCACAACAAGUGGCACAGCAACCGAAGCCAAAGCGGAAACGCGAGCAGAACAACAAGAAGCUCAAAAACAUUGAUCGCAACAACGAUAUACAAACUGCCAUUACUGUCAAUGGCCUUACCGUCGUCAUAACGGAGUUCAAGCCAAAAGCACCGUCUCGAAAACGAACAGUCAGCGAAAAUUCGAACGGCAGCAGUGACGGCGGAGCGACGGCCCAGCAAUCGGAUGAAGAGUUUGAAGCACUGCCUUCGGGUACUUCCGCAGCGGAGAAAUCCUCUCCAUAGCUUCUGUAUCGUUUACUAGCGUCUUCACGAGAAGAACCGCGAUACGUAGUUCCAAUCAAGUCUCAGUGGAGGGAAACCAUUCCUGCGGAGGAUCACAUUCAUCCGGAACGAAGGAUUGCUGUAAAGCUGAUUGACAGUACCAAAAAAACACUGCCUCACCCGAAGGAGCUAUCCGAUUUGUCUAUUUAAGGAAAAAAACGAG
This is a messenger RNA of Galendromus occidentalis (western predatory mite), 1113 nucleotides long. It is a transcript of the gene RYBP, whose product is annotated as ring and YY1 binding protein. The record is from RefSeq and is a predicted model, not a curated record. Gene Ontology annotation, biological process: positive regulation of DNA-templated transcription. The transcript has 4 exons. Gene Ontology annotation, cellular component: nucleus. Gene Ontology annotation, molecular function: transcription coregulator activity; DNA binding. Bases 222 to 911 code for a protein of 229 amino acids. Lineage: Eukaryota; Metazoa; Arthropoda; Arachnida; Mesostigmata; Phytoseiidae.